Molecule: messenger RNA, 2752 nt
Organism: Dunckerocampus dactyliophorus (ringed pipefish)
Lineage: Eukaryota; Metazoa; Chordata; Actinopteri; Syngnathiformes; Syngnathidae
Gene: gpr39
Product: G protein-coupled receptor 39
Exons: 3
Coding region: 220-1458 (412 amino acids)
Biological process (GO): G protein-coupled receptor signaling pathway
Cellular component (GO): membrane
Molecular function (GO): G protein-coupled receptor activity
Source: RefSeq, a predicted model, not a curated record
UCCACAAAGACAGACACGUGAGGACACGUUGGGAUAUAAUGGUUGCUUAUAAGACGUGUUGGACUUGACUAGCUGGAGUGUCCCGCAGCGUGUGUGUUCUUAUCAUGGAAGAAUGUUCACCUUUGGGUCCUGGGUCUAAUCCCAGUGACUUCACCCAGCAGCUGAUAAACUGAGAGACCAAAUCGAUAGAGGAAAAACCAGGCUCACCACUCAGCCGCUAUGACAGAAGAAAUGGAGAUCGGGGAUGAGAAAGACUGGACGCAGCUGGAACCCAACGACUCGCUCAAAAUCUUCUUGACUGUGUUUUACAGCCUCGUCCUGGUGACGGGGAUCCUGGGUAAUUCUGUCACCAUCAGAGCAGCGCAAGUGCUGAAGCGAAACGGUUACCUGCAGAAGAACGUGAGCGAGCACAUGGUGAGCCUGGCCUGCUCGGACUUGCUGGUGCUCGUCGUCGGGAUGCCGGUGGAGCUCUACAGCGCCAUAUGGUUCCCCUUCACGUCAGCGUCAGGCGACGCCGCGUGUAAGAUCUACAACUUUAUAUUUGAGGCGUGCAGCUACGCCACCAUCUUCAACGUGGCCACCCUCAGUUUUGAGCGCUACGUGGCGAUCUGCCACCCUUUUCGUUUCAAAGCCUUGGGGCGGAAACGUACAUCAGCCCUCAUCGCCUUCGCCUGGCUGGCGUCCGUGCUCGUGGCCCUGCCGUUGCUGGUUGCCACGGGAACGCAAGGCCACAUUCCUUUUUGGGCAGACACACCCGUCCAGAACCUGACAUUCUGCACAAACCUGAGGGAACGCUGGGUGAUGUACCGCGCCAGCAUCUUCGCGGCUUUCAUCGUCUACAUCGUGGUUUUGGUGUCCGUGGCCUUCAUGUGUCGCGCCAUGAUCCUGGUUCUGCAGAGACCCGUGGGCUCUUUAGAUGGACGCAUCGGUGGAACCCAAACAGCGUCCAAGCAUGAAAGUUCAAAGGUCAAGAUGGCCAGAAAGCAAACCAUCAUAUUUCUUGGCCUGAUUGUGGGGUCCUUGAUGGUGUGCUGGUUUCCCAAUCAGAUCCGUCGUCUUAUGAUGGCCGCUGUGCCCAAAUCCCGCUGGACGACAGCCUACUUUUGGAGCUACGUCACCCUCCACCCGGUGGCUGACACCUUCUUUUAUCUCAGCUCAGUCCUCAACCCAUUUCUGUACAACGUGUCUUCCAGGCAGUUCAGGGAGGUGUUCGUUCAGGUGCUGCAGUGCCGCCUGACAAUAGAACACAUCAACAAACGAACCGUGCAGAACCCCCGCGUCCCCUCCGCACGUUCUCUACGGCCUCUGCUGCUGAAGUCCUUGCGUGGCAGCAGGAAGGCAAAAGAGACUUACCAGAACCAAAGUGACUCGGCAGCACAUUUGGAUGUUCCAUCAUCCCCAAAUGAGUUAGCUCAGGCUCUCACAACAAAGACAAACCUGCCCUCCGGAAUGGAAUAAAUAAAAAUACCUUCAAUGUUAAGACAAAGAAUUAUUCAUCUUCUAGCCAAAGUUGGAGUUUGAGUGAUAUUAUUUUACUGCCUUUGGUUCUGGGGAAAGCACACAAGAGCUAAUUUAAAAAGUCAUGGACGAAAUGGCCAUGUUAAAGACAUGGUUCAAUAAAAACAGAUUAUCCUUGAACUUAAGUAAAACUAAAAUAGUACUGUUUGGCAAUAGCAGAAAGGACACGUACGACCAAAUACAAACAGACGGAGUGGAGAUUGAAAGGGUGAACGAAAACACAUUUCUGGGGGUCAAAACAGAUGAAAAAAUUUGCUGGAUACCUCACAUCAAAAAUAUACAACAUAAGGAAAAUACUUCAAUAUUGAAUAAAGCAAAUUAGUUCUUAAUAAAAAAAUCACUCCACACUCUUUUGCUCUGUGGUGUUACCAUAGCUACCGUAUCAUGUGGAGAUAUGGGGUAAUAACAAUUAAAGCAAUCUUCACUCGCUAAAUGUACUGCAAAAAACAUCAGUGAGGAUAAUUCAUAGAGAAGAACAUACAAAUCCUUUAAUUAUAAAAUCACAAAUAUUAAAAUUUGCCGAUUUAGAAAAUUUACAAACAGCUAAAACAAAGCUAACAAUAACCUAUUACCCAGAAACGUCAUACAAGACUUUUCUAUGAGAGAGGACAAAUAUGAUCUCAGGCAAAAAGUCAACUUGACACACUUAAAUGUGAGAACGACGUUAAAAAUCCACAGCAUUUCAGUAUGUGGGAUCACAUGAUGGAACGGACUGAAUGGUCUUCAUGCUGGAAAUGACACAAGGCUGCACGAAGCUGACUUCCAGAUAUUAAGAGCAUGUGUCCAACAUCCUGCUUGGCCUUUACCAGCACCAAGAAGGUCUUCUCCGGAGGUGCUGACAUUCAACUAGCAGCUCCGCGUCGCCGCUUGUUGAACAGGAAACGAUGAGCAGGUUCACGUCGUGGGGCGUUGGGUGUCGGUGACGUCUUCACGCCGUCCCCAUCAGGGCAAGCAAGCGAGCCUUCUUCUUCUUCUCAACGUCUUCCUGCACAUCGACGCCGUGUACAAUCUGUCCGUCAGCCCGACAACGACAACGUCUUCGCAAGCUCGUCUUCAUCCGGGACACUCGCCAGCCGCCACAAGGAGUUUCAGUGUCAAAACCGCCUUGUGAGCUGUCAACCAUACCAAGAAGCUUUCCUCCCAACAUAGUGAGCUGCUCCUUGUUGAGGCCCCGACCAGUGUUGGCGGAGAACUGCCAGCUGAGCACCUCUGAGAGCUGCGACCAUGUGGCUCG